AGGAGAGCAGAAGAUCUAGAGAGAGAGAGAGAGAGAGAGAGAGAGAGAGAGAGAGAGGCUGGCCCGUCCAUGAGUGCGCCUCGACCGAAAUGUCCCAGCAGCAGGAGAGGACAGCCGGACAGUGAGAGGUGUGUGUGAGACUGAGAGCAGUCUCUGUCACCAUCGCGCCGACGCGCCGAGCAGCAUCAGCAUCAGCAUCAGCACCCCUCCGCAUCCUGCGCAUCAUCCCCGUCGCCACAGCGCCGCGGAGCAGAUCCGCAUCUGAGCGAGGACCAGGUUGGCUGCCUCCUCUGCAACCCAGCUGAUCCCAACCGCUCCCGAUCCGAUUCUAUUGCAGUCAAGCCAGGCCCAGAUGAUGAAGAACUUACUGUGUCUGCUGGUUUUCAGCUUGGUGGCACUAAAGGAAGCUGCUGGUGGUGAUGUGUGUGUGUCGGGGCAUGACAGUGGGCCGGUGUUCGAGGAACAACCAAGCGGUUUGAUUUACCCAGAGGGCCUGAGUGAAGGCAAGGUGACGCUCAGCUGUCAGGCCAGAGCCAGUCCGGCUGCUUCCUACAGAUGGCUCGUGAACGGCAGCGACGUGGCACUUGGUUUGGACCUGCGCUACACCCUGGUGGCCGGAAGCCUGGUGAUCAGCAGUCCCGAGUCUGUCCGAGACACAGGCUCGUACCAGUGUCUGGCCAUCAACCGCUGUGGAACCAUCAUCAGCAGAGCGGCGAACCUCAAAUUUGGCUACCUCCAUGACUUCCCUCCAGACAGCAGGAGUCCUCAGACAGCGUAUGAGGGUAUGGGAAGUUUCGUGGCCUGCCAGCCGCCUCCACAUUACCCAGCUCUGUCCUACCGCUGGCUCAUCAACGAAUUUCCCAACUUCAUCAAGAAAGACGACGGCCGCUGGUUCGUGUCGCAGGUCACGGGGAACCUGUAUGUGGCGAGAGCAGAGCCAAACGACACGGGGAGCUACUUCUGCUUCACCACCAUCAACAUGGACAUCAGCACCAAGAGCACCUUCAGCAAAGCCAACCAGCUCACCGUGCUGCCCGACGCCAAUCCCAGGAAGUCAGCUCCCAACAUUAAAGUGCGCUUCCCAGCAGAGACCUACGCCCUGGCAGGGCACACCACCCCGCUAGAGUGCUUCGCCUACGGAAAUCCAGUGCCAAAACUGCGCUGGCGGAAGGUGGACGGACUGAUGCCGUCCAAGGCAGGUGCCUCCGCAGAGGGUCCCACCCUCGUCCUGCCAGAGCUGUCCUUCGACGAUGAGGGCGUGUACGAGUGUGAAGCCUACAACUCAGAGGGAAGCGAUACAUACCAGGGACGCAUCAGCGUGCAAGCUCAGCCUGAGUGGUUGCAGGUGAUGAGCGACUCAGAGGUGGAGAUCAGCUCAGAGCUGCACUGGAGCUGUGUCGCCGCUGGCAAACCGCGACCCUCCAUACGCUGGCUGCGCAACGGACUGCCACUCAGCACGCAGGACCGGGUGGAGGUGAAUGGAGCUCGUCUCAAAAUCAGUAACCUGGCCCUGGAGGAUUCUGGGAUGUACCAGUGUGUGGCUGAAAACAAGCACGGCACCAUCUACUCCACCGCCGAGCUCAGAGUCCAGGUCCAGGCCCCAGACUUCAGAUCGAAUCCAGUGCGAAAGCUGAUCCCAGCAGCCAGAGGAGGGCAGGUGAUGAUCGAGUGUCGCCCCCGCGCUGCCCCGAAGCCCAGCCUGUUCUGGAGCCGUGGCACGGAGCUGCUCACCAACAGCAGCAGAGUCACAGUGACGUCAGAUGGAAUCUUGUGGAUCCACAACAUCAGCAGAGCAGAUGAAGGGAAGUACACCUGUUUCGCUGAAAACUACUUGGGCAAAGCCAACAGCACCGGGCAUGUGUCUGUCAGAGAUGCCACUAAGAUCACGCUGGCUCCUUCCAAUGCCGACAUCAACCAGGGGGAGAAUGUGACGCUGCAGUGUCACGCAUCCCAUGACCCCACCAUGGACCUGACCUUCACCUGGGCCCUCAACGGGGUCCUGCUGGAUGUGGAGGACUCCGGCGGGCCGUACCACCGGGUGGAGGGGAAGGAAAACAUCGGUGAUCUGUUGAUUGUGAACACACAGCUGAGUCAAGCGGGGGUUUACACGUGCAUGGCUCAGACCGUGGUGGACAGCGCCUCAGCCUCGGCUAAACUAGUGGUACGAGGACCCCCGGGACCUCCCGGAGGUUUACUAGUGAAGAAUGUUGCCGAGACGUCGGUGGAGCUCCGGUGGAGUCGUGGUUACGACAAUCACAGUCCCAUUGGCAAAUACAUCAUCAUGGGCCGAUCCUCACUGUCGUCGCAGUGGAAGAAAAUGAGGACAGACCCAGUGAACAUUGAGGGGAACGCAGAGUCGGCUCGUGUGAUGGGACUGAUACCCUGGAUGGAUUAUGAGUUCCAGAUCAUUGCCAGCAACAUCCUGGGCAGCGGCGAGCCCAGCGUGCCCUCGCAGACCAUUCGCACACAGCAAGCAGCUCCCACAGUGGCCCCCAGUGGACUCGCGGGAGGCGGAGGAGACCGCAAUGAACUCAUCGUUACCUGGACGCCCAUGGCCAGGGAGUACCAGAACGGCGACAGCUUCGGCUACAUCCUGGCGUUUAGGAGGAAGGACGCGACGCUGUGGACGGUGGCGCGCGUCCCUCACGUGGAGUCCUCCCGCUACGUUUACUACAACGAGAGCCUGACACCGUACAGCCCCUUCGAGGUGAAGAUCAAAGCCUAUAACCGCAGAGGAGAAGGUCCGUUCAGCCAGAUCGCAGUGGUGCACUCUGCAGAGGAAGAGCCGACAGUGGGGCCGUCCAACAUCAACGCCACGGCACUCACCGCCUUCGACGUCCAGGUUUCAUGGGAGCCCGUUCAGCAGCUCAGCGCCAACGGCAUCCUGAGAGGAUACGAGAUCCGAUACUGGCGGCAGCAUGAGCGGGAAGCGGCGGCCGACCGGGUGAGGACAGCGGGAUUGGAAACGACAGCGAGGGUUUCCGGACUUCGACCGAGCACUCGAUACCACGUCGCAGUGCUGGCAUACAACAGCGCUGGUACCGGGCCACCGUCGCCACGCACCACCGUCACCACCAGGAAGCCACCUCCUAACCGUCCCCCGGGCAACGUGUCAUGGCGGACAGAUGGCUCAUUGGUCAUAAUGCGGUGGGACCACGUGAAGGCCAUGCACAACGAGUCAGCUGUGCUGGGCUACAAGGUCCUGUACAAACACGAGGGCCAGAAUUCACUGAAAGUUCUUGACAAGGGGAAGUCGUCAGUGAGCCUGCCACUGCCCAAAGACAACGGUUACGUUGUGUUAGAGAUUCGGUCCUGGGGAGACGGUGGCGACGGGCCGGCACACGAGAUCAUCGUGUCCCGAGACUCAGGAACUGGUAUGAUGGUGCAGAACGGGGCCUCCUGCACACUGUCCGCUCGCCCCCUGCACCUCCUCACCGGCUUGGUUUUCCUCACUCUUCUAUCUCUGUCGGGCCUGUGAUCUUCUCAGACAUUCUUUGGACUUUCUACUUUGAAAUGGCUUAACACUAAAAUCACCCUGUGUCCCAGCCUGUGUUUUUAUUCUGGUGAGGAAGGUUGUAGCACUACAGGGGAUUAGAAGAACGGGGAAUUCAUUUUUUUGGGAUAAAAACAAAGACGGCCUGUUUUUUUGGUGUUGUUGUUUUUUUUUAAAUGUCUGGAUGGGUUCAUGCAGGCAGGGGGAGCAGGGCAGCCCUGUGUGAUUGGUCGUCAUGGUUGCGCUCUCCGUACUCUGUAGCUGGCGGGACACAGACUUCAGGUGUAAAUGAUCCGUCCAAUCCAUGCUGUGUAUAGCCUGUGUACAGUUACAUCACUUACAUGCUACAUCACUGACAUGGGAUGGAGGUCUGUCUGAGCACACCGAGAUCGAUUUUUCAUGUAGAUGGUGAUCCCUGUGAGACAGCCCUGGCUUUCCCAACCUUUUUCUACAUAUCGUUGCAGAUUUCUUUAUACAUUCAUCCACCCCGAGCACAGCUCUUUCUCCCCAGAACAGUCUAGUUGAGUAGUAUUAUAGGAUUUUAAUGUAUUCCAGGAUACUCAUAACCAACAUGGUGGUAAACUGUAUAGAAAAUUCAAUUUUUUCCCACCAACCGUAGCUUGUAUUUCCACUUUAGUCAGCGUUUGAGCUCAUUUCCCACAUGUAGGACUUUUGACAGAGGAAAGAAUGUGAACUAGGAGGUCAGAAAUCGCCUGUUUCUGUUCACUCAAAAGCAGCACGUACACAUCACGUUGGACUCCCUGGGGGUGACAUUUCCCGGUUACUGCGUCAUCAUGACUUUCGACUACUACUACUUGAAGACGUCUUCAGUAAAAACACCUCUUGUCCUUGUGUGAAGGUCCUUUCACCAAACAUUCAAACCUACAGUUUCUGUUCUACACUGUCACUCUUGAUCACAUCAAACUGCACCGUUUGAGCGUCUCCCCAGCAUCACCCGUGGUCCCUGCUGGUCUGGAGUGUGAACACAGACUAAGAGACUUUCGCUGAAGUCAUGAAGAACUUUUUAUUGUUGAAUACUGUAUGUGCUCUUGAUAAUGUCUGUAUGCUUGUUUGUGUUUUUGCCUCAGCUGUAAUUAUAGCAAUCUACAGAAGUGGUCCACGGGAAUGUUUACUUUUUAUAUGGAUGUUUCACUCUGGGAGAAGUGAAAUUUGAUGGAUGAAAGAGUCAUUCAUUGUGUGUCUACAUUUGUCGUGCCUGCAUAGUUUCUAACAGUUCGGGCAACAGUGUGAAAACGCUUCUCCUCAGUGUUUAUUGGGUUCAUCGCGGCUGCUUUAUGCUGAUGUGUUGGUUCGAUGUUCGGGGCAGCAGGAAGUCAGUGGAAGAAACGAGAGUUGGUCAACAAUGUUAUCUUGAGAGAGCAGUUAAUAGUGUUAGAUUUCAUCUGCAUUGUAAACCUGUCAGCGUCUAUUAGCGCUUAUGUAACAUGUCUGGUUUACUUCAGUUUACAGGAAGAAUCUGGUCUCAGGAUUGUGUAAACGGUUUGCUGUCACAGUUUAAUACUCAGAGUCCAGGACUCGGGGGGAAAAGCUGAUAUGGGUUUUCUGUAACUGCACAACAAAACACAAACAACAGCCCGACAGUCUAGUUUGACUUCUGUUCUGUGUGUAUAAUAUUCAGUUCUCUGUUGCAGGUUCACACCCGCUGCCAAAAAACAAUACCAGUGAAUGAAGUGAUUAAUUAUAUGGUGCAUUAAAAUGUAGGACUGUGACAUUCAUGAUGGUGGAAGAAUUAAUUUGUCAUAUGCGCUUGUGUUUUUCAUCAGGGUUGAGACAUCAUUUGACCUUAGUCGUUCCCAAAUCUUAACAAGCUACACCAUGAGAUUUCAUCCCUCCCAGCCUGGCAACACUGGAUUAGAAUUUAAAAAUAAUAAUAAUAAUGUCGAACACCAGGUCUAAUUUCUAUCUUUCCACUGCAUCACAUAGUUUUUCCUCAACACAUGCAGUUUUCUCAGCUAUCGAUAUGUAUAUAUAUAGAAAUAGAUCAGUUGUCGCCAUGUGACUUAAUUGUAGAACACAAAAAAACAAGCCAACUCUUUUCUUAUUCAUUUUACCUGAUUCUUUGACCAGAAUCCAAAGUAUCAAGGGCUGUUGAUUUAUAUAAGUCAUUUAGUAAAGUGAAAGAUACCAAAAUAGUCCUUUAACUCUCGAGAGGAGAUCCAAAUAAUAGUUUCUUGUUUCAUUUCUUCUUUUUCCACUUAUUAUUAUUAUUUUUAUUAAUACUUAUUUAUUUUUGUAUGGUAUCCUAUUUAAAAUUUGAAUGGUCUGGACAACUAGAAUGUUUUUGUGUUACUCAGUAAUGUUUUUAUUCACUCUGUAAGUGGUUGAAUGCAAGACUACUUGAUUGUAUGACGUUGUGCUUUAUUUUGUCAGAAAAUUAACCGUUUUCAUCUUGUACUUCAGAAUUUACACCAAAUGUUACUCUUAGACAAUGAGUUAACUGUCAUUUGUGUGCAAAUACAAUGUAUUAGGAAACAUUAGGAAAUAUAACGUAUCAUCAUCUGUUUACACUGGAAAGAAAUCAUGACAAAUGUAAAAACUGAAAAACUUUGUAGACUGUUGAGCAGCAGACAGUAAAUUUCUUGAAUGUCCAUAGGUUUUUUCUUGAUCAGUCACAUAGUUCCAAACAGUAUCAGUAAAGAUAUGGGAGUAGGCAAAUCCGGUCUGGUCAGUUGUGCUUCUCUGUGCCUACAAGCUUUUCAAUUCCUGCUGUCUUCAAUACUCAUACACCUUUGCUGUAGUGUCCCAUAAUGCUCUAAAUAUGGAUUCCGUGUAAGUUGUAGCUUGUAGCUCUAGUGAUGAAAUACUUUUGUCGGCGGUCAAAACAAAAUCGGACCAAAUAUGUUGAGCAUAACGCAGUUGCUUCAUGUUUGCACUAUAGUCCACGAGUUGGAAAAAGAACUGUUCAAUGUUGUCCAGGUUUUGUGCUUUUAUGCGUUACUCUGUACAAAGUGUUUUUUCUCGAUGCCUUUUGUAUUCAGUGAAGAGCCAUAAUCUCAUUUCACCAUGUCUGAGUGCUCAGUCACAGAACGUUCUCGCUGAUGUCAAGGUUUACUGGUGGACUGACGGAUUUCUUUACCCACCAAAAUGGUAUCAGCAAGUCUGUCAUAAGGGUGAUGGGUUGAAAACCAUUAGCUAUUGUUGGGUUUUUGGUCAUUUUCAUAUUUGUGUUAGGGAUGCUACUUGUAGAUAUGAUUUCAAAUAAACACACUGGAAUUGUA
This is a messenger RNA of Scophthalmus maximus (turbot), 6732 nucleotides long. RefSeq names its product contactin 2 (gene cntn2). The transcript is spliced from 23 exons. Gene Ontology annotation, biological process: cell-cell adhesion; brain development. The record is from RefSeq and is a predicted model, not a curated record. Lineage: Eukaryota; Metazoa; Chordata; Actinopteri; Pleuronectiformes; Scophthalmidae. Gene Ontology annotation, molecular function: cell-cell adhesion mediator activity. The coding region runs from base 353 to 3478 and encodes 1041 amino acids.